ACCAUGUCUGCUGUAAUUGGUAUCACUUUCGGUAACACGUCGUCGUCCAUUGCUGUCGCCACUCAAGAUGGUAAGGUAGACGUCAUCGCAAACCCAGACGGUGACAGAGCCAUUCCUUCAGCCUUAUCGUAUGUUGGCUCCGAUGAAUACCACGGAGUCCAGGCUGAGCACCAGUUGGUGAGAAAUGCCAAGAACACCAUUAUCAACUUCAGAGACUUUAUUGGUAAGAGUUUUGACGAAGCUGAAACCGCUGCUCCAUAUCAUGUAGGUGCUCCAGCCGUCAAGACAGCCGAUGGAAAGAUUGCCUACGACAUUGUCAGAGAUGGCAAUAACGAGCUCAUCACUGUAGACGAGAUUUCCAAGAGACACUUCAAGCAACUUAAAGAUGCUGCUGAAGACUACAUAGGUAAGGAAAUCGAAGGUGUAGUUUUGACUGUUCCUACUGACUUCAAUGAGCAUCAGAGACAACAGUUAACUUCCAUUGCUACUGACGCUGGCUUAAAGGUAUUGCAAUUGAUCAAUGAGCCUUCUGCCGCUUUGUUGGCCCAUUUGUCCGCCGAUGAGGACCGUUUGUUACAGGACAAGAUCUACGUUGUAGCUGAUUUUGGUGGUGUCAGAUCCGAUGCAGCCGUCAUUUCUGUGAGAGGAGGUGUCUUGACCAUCUUGGCUACAGCCCACGAGUACGGCUUGGGAGGUGACAAGUUAGACGAGGCUUUGGCUGAAUACUUCGCCAAGGAGUUCGAAAAGAAGACCAAGGUGAACCCUAGAACCAACGCCAGAUCCAUCGCCAAGUUGAAGGCCGAGUCUAUUGUAGUGAAGAAGACCUUGUCCAAUGUUCAGACUUCGACCUGUUCUAUCGAGUCUUUGGCUGAGGGUUUGGACUUUCACACUUCUAUCAACAGAUUAAGAUACGAGUUGGCUGCUAGACAACCGCUUUCUGAAAUGACUAGCUUUGUAGAGAAGGCUGUCGCCAAGGCAGGCUUAGAUAAUUUGGAUAUCGACGAAGUGUUGUUAGUUGGAGGUGCUUCGCACACUCCCAAAUUGGCCAGCAACAUCCAGUUCAUAUUCCCAGAAACCACUACUGUAGUUGCUCCAGCCUUGGACCCAAAGGCUUUGAAUCCUACGGAAUUAGUAGCUCGUGGAGCUGCUUUGCAAGCUUCUUUGAUUGAAUCGUUCGACGAAGACGAAAUCAAGGAGUCGUUACAGCCAAUCGUCGUCAACACCCAGCACUUGACCAAGCCUAUUGGUAUCAAGGAUGCUGAGGGUAACUUCCAGUCCAUCUUGGUAGCCGAAACUGCCUACCCAAUCAAGAGAUCUAUCCAAGUGACCAACGGUGAAUCUGCUUCUGUAGUUGUAGAGUUGUAUGAAGGUAAGAGAACAAUCAAGGAAACCGUCGUUGAAGCUGAGCCUGUUUCUGACGAAGACUCGGAAGACGACUACUCCGACGACGAGCCAGAAGUCAAGAAGGAGCUUGUGUACGAAGCUGGUUCCAAGUUGGCUGAGUUAACCUUGAAGGACUUGAAGCCAAACUCCAAGUUGGAAGUAACUGUCAACAUCACCCAAAACGGUACUUUGCACUUGUCUGGAAGAGAAUUGAAGCAGGGUUCUGUUGCUGUCAAGGGUGAAAUCACCUCUGCUUAAUAGAGUCAAUACAUGAAAGUAAAAGAAAUGAGUGUAGAGUAGAAGUGAGAACUAUGGUAUCAUUUUGUC
Molecule: messenger RNA, 1710 nt
Organism: Scheffersomyces stipitis CBS 6054
Lineage: Eukaryota; Fungi; Ascomycota; Pichiomycetes; Serinales; Debaryomycetaceae
Gene: SSZ1
Product: Ssz1p
Exons: 1
Coding region: 4-1641 (545 amino acids)
Biological process (GO): protein folding
Cellular component (GO): cytosol; nucleus
Molecular function (GO): ATP-dependent protein folding chaperone; ATP binding
Source: RefSeq, a predicted model, not a curated record